GUCUUCGAUAAAUGCAAAAAGUUAAGUUAAAAUUAAAAACACAACGACAAUCAUUAACUGUGUCAGGUAUAUUCGGUUGGCGAUGUUGACGUGUACUUCCCGUCCUUCCCCCUGGGCCAUCGAAAUGUAAGUUUACGUAUGGAGUAUACACUGAUAUUGUAGUAGAUCCAUUUCCGGGUCUAGCGAUGUCAUAUUUUGUUCGUAGCCCGUACCAGGAUCCAUAAUGUGGAGGAGGAGCUGCUCGAGUCAAGAUCCUUUUCCUCUCUCACCUCGCAGUCGCACUGUUGAAGCAGUGAAUCAUUCUUUCAUAUCCAACUAUCUCCGCUUUAUGCCUGCGCCGAGCGGUAGCUGGACAGGCCAUUGCAUUUUCGGCAGUACUUAUUCUGUAAGUAUUAAGAUGAGUCAUUGAGCAAUUAGAAGCUUUGGAGCAGGUGCGCCGUGAUAAUAUUCUACUUGGAGUGCGUCUUUUCCUUUGCUCAAAACAAUUGAUAUUAAGCUCCGUAAUCAGGCCUUGAGAGCGGAGAGAGCCUCCUACGUUAGGAAGAUCUAGGAAAGGCCUCUAUUGGCAUUCAUUCAAACAAGUUACACAUACGCUUUUGAACAGAUCAGAUUUGGCAACAGAAUUGAGAACGAUGAUAGUCCCUGGCUUUACCAGCCCCAACUCGACGACCCUAAGGAAAUCAAUUCCAUUUCAUGAUGACAUGGAAGCGUUGCUGGGGGAAUGGAGUUCCGUAGGAACACCUGUACUCUGGUGCGGAUCGGUGCUCCUAGGCAUCGUGUUUUGUAAGCUUGUCUACGACAUUUCCCAAGCACUUAGUCCAGUGAUAUUCCCAAUCUACAACAAACUUACAAAAUCAGAGAAAGUUGAAUGGGACAAUAGGGCUUUUUCAACAGCUCACGCUUUGAUUUCAUCUGGCAUUUCAUUUUACUUAUUGUAUAUCUGCGACUUAUUUCGAGAAUCUGCUCCAUAUGGACCAAUUAUGUUCCGUGGCUCCAUACUCUCACAGUUUGGCCUUGGGUUUUCGUGCGGUUAUUUUAUCGCGGACAUGGGAAUCAUGAUUGUUUUCUACCCGAUGUUAGGAGGCUAUGAAUUUCUGCUGCACCAUUUGGUGUCAACACUGGCUUGUAUUUUAGGCGUGCACUCUGGACAUUGCCACUUCUACAUGUAUAUUGUCCUUCUGUCAGAAUGUACCACACCUUUUAUUAAUCUACGCUGGUACUUGACUAUGACGGGCCUUAAGGACAGUGACGCGUACUUUUACAAUGGAGCAUUUACUGCCUUCUUGUGGCUGCUAGCUCGUGUGAUCAACUUUCUACACUGUUUCUAUCAUCUUUACUCUCAUUUUGACCAGGCGAUGCAGGUCCACACAGUAGGAUUCAUCUUCCUAUUAAUUUCGCCCACCAGCCUGGGAAUGAUGAAUUUCUUCUGGUUCUACAAAAUAAUGCAAGCCAUGGUGCGGACAUUAAGUCGUAAACAGGCCCCUUGAAGUCCCUGAUAGCAUUAACUAUGUUGAUCUCAAGAGGUUGGAAUCAGAGGAAGUCCAUAUCCUUUCUAUUAGUACAAAGCUUUGGUUCCUCAAGGUGAAUGCCUCGGGAAAAGAAAUUUUGCACUUCACUAUGGUUAUUUGAUAUCUGUUCUUAAAUUUUAAGCAUUAAUAUAAACCUCAAUUCUUUUGUCCA
Messenger RNA from Physcomitrium patens, 1680 nucleotides. RefSeq lists its product as uncharacterized. Gene Ontology annotation, cellular component: membrane; endoplasmic reticulum. The record is from RefSeq and is a predicted model, not a curated record. Gene Ontology annotation, biological process: lipid homeostasis. Lineage: Eukaryota; Viridiplantae; Streptophyta; Bryopsida; Funariales; Funariaceae.